Messenger RNA from Anopheles merus, 1198 nucleotides. Its product is annotated as venom serine protease-like. NCBI's taxonomy places the organism in Eukaryota, Metazoa, Arthropoda, Insecta, Diptera, Culicidae. The record is from RefSeq and is a predicted model, not a curated record. Gene Ontology annotation, molecular function: serine-type endopeptidase activity. Bases 225 to 569 code for a protein of 114 amino acids. Gene Ontology annotation, biological process: proteolysis. The transcript has 3 exons.
CAAAACAUAGCAAGUCUACGCUCCGACAUGGAAAGAUACACUGGUUCAGCAUUUCUCGCGCCUGCAGCUGUUAAAAUAUUAGGGCACAAAGUAUGGGCUUAAUUUAGGAAAUUAUCAAAGUAAACAAAAGUUUCAGUACACGCUGUGGUGCAAAAGCUGUGAUGUGCUUUAAAUACAAUCGAUAUUGGCGAUAAGUGCGUUAGAAUUACAGUAGCAGUGCCACGAUGAAGGUAGUAGCAAUCUGUGCCGUACUACUUGUGGAGCUGCUGUUCCAUGGCAGUGUGUUGGCGAACAGUAGUGCCGAAGCGGAAAGUAACACUGACAAUGGAAACGAGCAAUCGUCCCCUAGUGUACGGGAGAGUGUCGACACCAACACCAACGCCAACUCAUCCCAUUCUGGGCGCAUUAUCAAUGGAAAGCAGGGAAAUAUCGCAACAUUCACGUACAUAGUGCGUAUGAGAGUGAAAAACGAAGGUUACUGUGGAGCUACCAUCAUUACGUACUGGCACGUCUUCACUGCUGCUCACUGUGUGUACCCCAUUGAGGAUCCGGGCAAGAUCACAAUGUAGGGGGGCAGUGCGUCGCAAACCAGUGGAGGUGUUGUGUUUUUCCCCUCCAAAAUCGUUAUCCAUCCGAAGUACAAUAAUUCGACACUUGACUACGAUGCAGCAAUUAUUCGAGUGAACAAUACCUUCCAAGGGUACAAGAAUAUAGCUCCCAUUGCGCUCCAAGUGUCAGACGUUCCUGUUCAAACUAAGUGCUACGUGAUUGGCUGGGGCUGGACACAGUAUGCCACGAAAGCCACACCGGACAUUAUGCAAUACGCGGUGCUCCAGGUAGUGCCAGUGAAGAAGUGUGCGUCAGCCUAUAUCUACGUGCCGAAACAUUUUAUUUGUGCUUUCCAAGGAAAUGGAGUUGACAUAUGCCAUGGAGAUAGUGGAGGACCGCUCGUUUGUGAGGGCAAGCUGGCAGGUGCUACCUCUUUUGUUGGUCCGGGCUGCCAGGGUCAAAUACCGUCCGGGUUUACUAAAAUAAGCGCACCAUCGAUUCGGCAGUUCAUUCGAAAACAUGCGGGAAUUUAACAUUCAACGGUAACAUGAAAAGUUUAGGUACAAAAAAAACGUAAAAUCAUUGAAAAAAAAUGAAAACGAAAAUACGAAAGAUAUGGUAUUAAAUAUAUGGAAACUGUGUUGCUAAA